AUGAACGGCGCAAUUAACGGCGCCAUGCCGCCUCCCCCGCACAUCCUCACAUCCCCUCCAGGCUUCUUACCGCCUCCGCCCCCCGGCUUCUUCCCCCCCGGCACUUUCUUCGCGCCAGGCGUCUUCCCCCACAGCUUCUCCGCCACCUCUUCCAGCUUCCGCCCGCCUGCUCCCCCCGGGGUGGCGCCUCCGGGAGGCGUUUCCGCUGCCCUGCUCUCCCCCCAGGGCGCAGGACCUCCGGGGAAUCUGGGCGCGGGUGGCGGCAGUGGCGGCGGCGGCGGAGCUGGUGGUGGAAACGGGGGCGGCGGAGCAGCGGGCGCGGCUGUCCCGCAAGGAGGGUUCUGGGGGCAGCUGGUGAGUCCGGCAGGGGACGGCAGCAUGGGGCAGGACGGCUUUCCCACCCCGGGGAACAUACCAGGGGGGAUGCCUUUCCCAGGUAGUGCAUUCGGCGGGCAGGCCAGCACGAAUGGAGGGAGCUUGGCAGGUGUUACGACUGGUGGUGGUGGGGGCGGUAUAAGUAGCAGUGCAUUGGAGCAGAAGCUGGACGAGGUGAUUCGAGUGUGUCGCCUCGGCAAGUUCAACGUGCCGUCACUGCGGCAGGUACAAUGCAUGCUCAGCUUGAGGUGGCUGUGA
Molecule: messenger RNA, 633 nt
Organism: Closterium sp. Naga37s-1
Lineage: Eukaryota; Viridiplantae; Streptophyta; Zygnematophyceae; Desmidiales; Closteriaceae
Source: the annotation of a GenBank genome assembly